AUGGAAAAACAAACAAAUAAAGAAGAGAUCUUGAAAGAAAAAAUAGAAGAACCAAAGAUAGAGGAAACAGAGCAAUUUAAAGACCAUUCAACACUUUUUUAUGAUCCAUAUGAGAAAAAAGAUAAUAAUUUAGUUUCAGAUGAAGAAAAAGAUGAUUUAUUUGGGGAUCAUACAGAUGAUGAGAAAAAUAAUGAUAUAAAAAGUAAAGAAAUUAUAGAAGAAAUACAAGGGGAGGCACAAGAAGAGCCAGAAUACCAAGAAACAAGAAAGAUUCUGGAAAGUACACUUGUAAAUCGUGCAGUACCUGAAUCAACUGAUGGAGAAGUAUUUGCAAGACAUUACUGUUAUGUAUUAAUAGGAAUACAGCUCUACUAUGUAAAAAUGCCAAACUUUUUAACAAUUGUUCAGAAACCAUUUGAUCGAGAAUCAUAUUUAGAAGAAGCACAAUCAGAACGUGAAGAGACCACGAUUCAUCAAUAUGAUACUAAUCAAAGAAUUCGACUAAAAGUGGAGAAUACAAUUCGUUGGAGAUAUGUUAAAAAUAAAGAUGGAACUUAUUCUAAACAAUCAAAUGCACGUUUCAUAAAAUGGUCAGAUGGAUCAUUGUCACUACUUUUGGGGUCAGAACUGUUUUCAGCAGUGACAAAAAACAGUUUUUCUGAACAUACAUAUUUAUGUCUUUCUCAUGAAAGUCAAAAUCUUCUUAUGUCUAGAAAAAGAUUCACAAAAAAUAUGACAUUCUUGCCAAUUGAUACAGGAAGUUCAACGCACAAAAGGCUAACUGAAGCUAUUCUUCGUGGAAAUAUGAAGAAAUGCAGUAUUGUCGAAUUUGUUAAUGUAGAAGACCCGGAAAAAGUUAAACGAGAAGCAGAAAGGAUUGAAGAAGAAAAAAUCCGAUUUCGUCGUCGUCUUGAAACUAAGCGUCGUGCUCAAGACGCAAAAUAUUAUGAAGUCCCUAUAUUAACAGUCGAAGGUUUAGAAGCGGAAGAAGUAGGAGAACACUUUUCCAAAACUUCAUAUAUAGAUAAAGAUGAUGACGAUGAUUUCAUUGUUGAUGAUGAAAGUGAUGAAACUGAGAAACUAGAAAGGCUACGAAAAAUCAAGGAAGAUGGGAUCAAUAUGUAUAAAAAACAACAGUUAUCUUCAGACAAAAACGAGCAAAACAAAGAAAACGACGACGAAAGCAACCAUUCAUUCACAGAACAAGAUACUGAUGAUGAUGACGAUGAUACAUUCAUUAAAGAAACUGAUGCAGAUAAACAGAUCUCUCGUAGAAUCACAAAACGGCGCAGAAUCUUCAGCGAUGAAGAAUUAUCUGAAAGCACAGAAAACACCGCUCCUGCUGACGAGCAAUAACUAUCCAUUCCAUUGCCAUCUAUUUCAGCAUAUUCUAUACAUAAUUACUAUU
This is a messenger RNA of Pneumocystis jirovecii RU7, 1408 nucleotides long. RefSeq lists its product as uncharacterized. The record is from RefSeq and is a predicted model, not a curated record. NCBI's taxonomy places the organism in Eukaryota, Fungi, Ascomycota, Pneumocystomycetes, Pneumocystales, Pneumocystaceae. Gene Ontology annotation, cellular component: Cdc73/Paf1 complex; nucleus. The transcript has 4 exons. The coding region runs from base 1 to 1356 and encodes 451 amino acids. Gene Ontology annotation, biological process: transcription elongation by RNA polymerase II; positive regulation of transcription elongation by RNA polymerase II. Gene Ontology annotation, molecular function: RNA polymerase II C-terminal domain phosphoserine binding.